Messenger RNA from Mesorhabditis belari, 1902 nucleotides. The record is from the annotation of a GenBank genome assembly. Lineage: Eukaryota; Metazoa; Nematoda; Chromadorea; Rhabditida; Rhabditidae.
AUGCGCGACUUUUAUAAAGCUCCACAAUUCACUCAAUACUCUCGAAUUUUGUUUGGUGAUGAGCGAAUCCAUGAGAAUAUUCUUGUUAACGAGCCAAUCACUGGUCCUCCAUGCGGUACUGUAACGACGAUGUGGGAGAAUUUAAAGAGAACAACCGCCAUUCAUCCAGACGCUGAUUUCCUCGGCGAAAUCGGAAACGAUGGGAGAUAUCAUUUUAAAACUUAUAAAGAGGUGAUGGAGAUCGCAGAAACGAUUGGAUCGGCCGUUUACAAUUUGGGGAUUCAAACUGGGACGAGAGUCGGUCUUGCCGGGAUCCACUCAGUCAACUAUGAGGAAGCGAUGUGGGGAUUGAUCUCACAGGGAAUCGCUCUUGUUCCCCUCUAUCACAACUCAAAAGAUGAUGCAAUUUGCGAAAUCGUUGCCUCUUGUCAGCUGGAGUUGAUCUUUUGUGAUACACCUGAACGAAUUGUUGAUUUCAUUCAAAAACGUAAAGAAGGAUUGAUCGAGUCGGUUAAGAUUCUCGUUUUGUUAAAUGGAAACCUCUCAGAGAUCAGCACUGUUGAGGAUUUAAAGAUCCUUGUCUUUGCCGAUUUCUUGAAACUUGGAGAAGAGAAUCGAGUCAAGCCGAAUCCACCAAAAGCCGAUGAUGUUUAUAUAAUUUGUCACACAUCAGGCACAACUGGCAGACCGAAAGGAGUCCAACUAACACAUAAAAACCUUCUCGCCGCCAUGUCCGGCCUCUAUAUGCAAUGGUGCCACCCACCACAUGACUUCAAAUUCGGCACCAAUGACACUUAUUUUUCAUUCCUCUCACUAGCGCACAUCUAUGAGCAUUUAAUGCAGUCUUUCAUCAUUUACACUGGCGGCCGGGUGGGCGUCUACUCAGGCGAUUUAAAGAAGCUAAUCUUAGACAUUCAAAAUCUCAAGCCAACAAUGAUCAGCCUUGUCCCGAGAAUCCUUAACAAGCUAUAUGAUCAACAGUUGCAUCGUGGAAUCAACAAUCCGAACACGAUUUGGGACAAGCUUGUGUUUGAGAAGAUCCGACUAGUGAUCGGUGGUCGAGUACGCUACUUGACGACAGGAGGAGCGCCGGUGACACCAGCUGUGCACGAUUUCACGAGAAUUGCUUUUGGAUGUCCGCUCUUUGAGGGUUAUGGUCAAACUGAGUGCGGAGCUGCUGGAACGUUGAAUCUCCCGGGCGACCUCACUGGUGGAACACAUGUUGGUGCGCCUGCUCCCUGGGCACAAAUCAAAUUGGUUGAUGUUCCAGAACUCGGCUACUUGUCUGCGAACGACAAGGGAGAGGUUUGCUUCCGUGGCGCUGCUGUAAUGAAGGGAUAUUUUGGAGAUGAAGAAUUGUCAAAGAAAACGGUUGAUGAGCAGGGCUGGCUGCACACGGGUGAUAUUGGCGAGUGGCUGCCAGAUGGUCGUUUAAAGAUUAUUGAUCGAAAGAAUGCUCUUUUCAAGUUAGCGCAAGGGGAUUUUGUCUCAGCUGAAGCGAUUGAAAGCAUUCUUGGCUUGAGUCCACUCGUGAAUCAGAUCUUUGUCACCGGUUUGAGUACUCGCUCGUUUUUGGUGGGAAUUGUUGUUGUUGAAGUGGAAACAUUGAAGAAAGAGAUUGAGAAAAAUGGGGAUUCUGAGACAAAAGCUUGCUUAUCUGCUGAUGGGGAGGAGUUUCUGUGCAAGGAGCCGAUCAAAAGGUUCAUGACGCAAUACUUGAGUGGAUUCGGAAAAUCGAAAGGCUUGCAAACGAUCGAGACUCUGAGAAGAGUGUAUCUUACCUUUGAAGAGCUAACUGCUGAGUCUGGCUUGCUUACUCCAACUCUGAAGAUUCGGCGCCAACCUUGCAGGGAAAAGUUCAUGGCUGAGAUCGAUGCUAUGUACGACGAGGAAACAGAGUUG